Molecule: messenger RNA, 864 nt
Organism: Ictidomys tridecemlineatus (thirteen-lined ground squirrel)
Lineage: Eukaryota; Metazoa; Chordata; Mammalia; Rodentia; Sciuridae
Gene: Ramac
Product: RNA guanine-7 methyltransferase activating subunit
Biological process (GO): RNA 5'-cap (guanine-N7)-methylation
Cellular component (GO): mRNA capping enzyme complex
Molecular function (GO): RNA binding
Source: RefSeq, a predicted model, not a curated record
UGCUUGCCGGAAGCGGAAGUUGAGUGGUUGCGGGAUUCCAGCAAGAGAGUCUCCGUUACCUAAAAGAGCCGACGGGGUCCGGCGUUCUCCUGUGUGGUGGGACUGGAAGUCGCCACCUCCGCGAGGCUGGCCGGCGGGAUCUGGACAGACACAGCCUUUGGCGGAAUUUCAGGAUGACUGACACUUCUGAAGCUGUUCCAAAUUUUGAAGAGAUGUUUGCAAAUAGAUUCACAGAAGAUGAUAAAGAGUACCAGGAAUACUUGAAACGUCCUCCUGAAAUGCCUCCAAUUAUUGAGGAAUGGAAUAGCAGAUCUGGUGGAAACCAAAGAAAUAGAGGCAAUAGGCUGCAAGAUAACAGACAGUUUAGAGGUAGGGAGAGCAGACGGGGAUGGCCAAGUGACAAUCGAUCAAAUCAGUGGCAUGGACGAUCCUGGGGUAACAAUUAUCCCCCACAACACAGACAAGAACCUUACUAUCCACCCCAAUAUGGACAAUAUGGUUACAACCCACGGCCUCCGUAUGGUUACUAUUGAUAGAAAUGUCAGUGAAUUUUAGAAAAACCAUUUACUUUGUUAACAUGACAAAAGUUUGUGUGUCUUUUCUUGGUCAUAGUUUCGAUUCAUUUAGAAAAUGGAUUAUUAUUUUUUUGGAAUUUAAGAUUAAAAAAAUAGAUCUUCCUGGAUAGAUGUUAUUGUUGCUGGGAAUAAAUACUCCCCUAAAAACAUUCUGGGUUAUAUUCCUUGCCUUCUACCUCAGAUUCUUUUUUGUUUCAUUACUUAAUAGUGCUCUGAGUUGAUGUAUUUUCCUUGUUUGACCUCCAGAAAUUCUGUCUUUAACACAUAAAUAAAAACUUCAAAAUAGAAA